Exophiala dermatitidis NIH/UT8656 is the source of this 5479-nucleotide messenger RNA. RefSeq lists its product as uncharacterized. Bases 2776 to 3477 code for a protein of 233 amino acids. The transcript is spliced from 2 exons. NCBI's taxonomy places the organism in Eukaryota, Fungi, Ascomycota, Eurotiomycetes, Chaetothyriales, Herpotrichiellaceae. The record is from RefSeq and is a predicted model, not a curated record.
GCUGUGAUGUGUUGUUGUGUUCCUCUCUCGCUCUUCAUGUUGGCUCUCAGUCCACUCACAGCUCCCUGCACCUACUUCUUGCUCCCGUUCUCAUGUCCAGAGUGCGGCUGUUGCUCCGAACCAGGUACCAAGACCCACAACGGUUGUACUGUGCCAGGGUGGUUCCAUACCAUCACCACACCUGGACAUUCAUGAACCAUGGUUGAAACAGACCUUGGCCGGCCACAAGCCACACCAAGCUCCAUCCUCUCAGUCACUACUGUAGAAACUCCGUCAUCCAUUUGCUACUCCUAAUAUUCCAUCUAUCGGCCACUUAUCGCCUAAUGACAGGCAGCGAGGCCAGCCACAGUUGUCAAUGGCAACUCCACCUGAAGCCGUCAGCCGGGAGCCGUCCUCCUCCCUCCUGUCUCUGCUAUUGUCACAUGUUUCACACCUUUGAGUCGAGACCAGAAAAACAUUCGCAGACCAUCCGUGGCCAGUUCCACCAGGAAAUGGAAAAAGAUUCCUUUAAGCGGCGCAGGCACAACCAAUGAUCGACUACACUUCCAUCGGCAAGAACUUUGUCUUGGGCUGCAGCUAGCACAAGCCCGAGCAAAUCGAUUUUGACUUCCAGAGGAGAGACGGACCGUGAACUAAACUGGUUCAGCUUCAUUAGAAACCACACGACACAGCUGACUGGUGGGGUUGGACGUGCAUUGCUAGUACUGGCAGCUUGGGAGUGCUGUGGGCUCGUGCGUCAAUCUCGUCGUCGAAGCAACAAGCCGCCCACGUCAUCGACGUGCCUUUAUUGUCACUAUUCACAAACCAUGAAAGCUUUAUCGAGAAAUGGUCCCCAGAUGGCCUGGCCGUGUUUAACAAUCUCGACGGCAGCUGGGAUCCACUAUUUCAUCAUACAAUCUUCCUGUUCAGGUGUGCCUGGCGCUUGUUGAUAUUCGAUCGAUUGAAGAAGCCAAAUGAUAGGUUGACGACGCCAGAGGCUGCACAGCCCCAUGAUCUGCGCCGGAACUAGCACGUCCAUAUUCUUCUGCAAGAUGGACCAUCAUCUGCAGGGAUUGAGAACUGCCGGGGAUUGGCCCUCUUCAGUUACUGAAGUCUGUCGCAACUGAGCCAUGUCUAUCACGUCCCCAGUUCCGGAUGGUACCCCUCGUCCACGGUAACUUCCCCAUGAUCCCCUGAAUAUCAAUACGAGUCAAAGGGUUAUACGCGCGCAGCUACCCUCAGCAGGAACAACAAACACGAGGCUUUGCGCCAUGCGCUUCUCCUCAGUUGUCUCGUGACUUGGACGCAGGGUUGGGCGACACAGAUAUACCCAGGGACUCCUUAAGCCUCCUGGUGCGCCAUGCCUGCUGCUGCGCCCUGCCUCCGAGCCGCCUGUCAUGGGGCCCGAUCUUGCGCUUUCGCUUGACCGCUGCAAGCUGCGAGCCCUUCCUUGCGCCGCCUGGACUAGUUGUCCUUGUUCCUUUCGAGUGACUGCCCGGUUGCGGCCCUCUACGAUCGCGCGACCGACUUGUUGCGGAGCCUUUCCUGGUAGAUUCGCCACGCUCCGAAGAACGUCCCCCUCCUCCCAGGGAUUGCCGAUGCGAAGAGCGCCUCGGUCGUGCUGACGGCACCUCAAAGGCUUCCUGAUCCGAUUCGUCCUCGGAAUAUUCUCCCAGAUUGCUUUCCUCGGAUUGAUGCCCCUGACCGUUGGUAUCGUAGUCAGAGUCCUGAGAAUCAUCAAUUUCGGGCGCCGUUGGAAGGUCGUAGAUAGAGCCGUCGGACUCGUCUUCACACCCAUACUUGGCCGCAACGCGGUGGCGCUGGCGUUGGUAUGCGAUGUAGGCCUCUUGGAGCCCGCGCGCGGUAAAAUCACUCUCCACCCCAGAUCUCUUCCGCUUUGGAGGUCGGGAUAGUGGAGACUGACUGCUCUCCUGGGCUUCAUUGACCAUCUCAUCUGCCAGCUUGUUGGUCCCGGUGGUUCGGGCAAUGUGGUCCGGACCCACCGGGAUGAGCCUUCGUUCCCCGGACGGUCUCUCUCCAGGCUCCCAAAAAUUCCUCACCACCUCUUCGGGGUAGUUGUAGUUGUACAGCAGUUCUUCGCCGGCUUUGAUGGAUCGCUUGGCAAACAAGCCGACCCUGACCACGCCGCUGCACAAAAGCUUCUUGGGCUCGACGUUGAUAUUCUCCUCACGUUGCGAGUUGUUCAUGAAUCGCAUUUUGUUGCCAUUGUUGGACGCAUCGAUCUCCUGACUCUUGUUGAUGACAAACAGAUAUUCCUGGUUCAAGACGUGUGUACUCUCCAAUAAAUUCACCACUGGCGAUGUCCGCGCGGCUAUACAGGCCGUACCCUUGCACCUGACUUGGGGCCUUGCUGGUCGGGGCAGGAAGACCCAGUUGGAUCCGAUUAUUCCGGCAUCGACCUCGGCGAAUCUCGUCGUUAUACUUAUUUGCCGAGUCCAGGACAUCGACGACGCCACAGCGGCCACAGAGGGCAGGAUCGCAUUCACGAUUGAGCUUCCAGCACUCACAACGACUGUCCUUGAAGCAGACUUUGUUGCCUCGCAUCGUACAGGUGCAGCCCCGGAAGCGUCGCUUGCAGGACUGGUCACAGCCGCAAAACCUUUCGCAGUGCACCUUGCUCUUGAAGCAGCUGCAAGCCGGGUUGUUGUGGCAUGGCCCAUCAUGUGAACAAGGAACAAAUGGCGGCCGCUGGUCCAGUUCUGCACUCCUUGAUACAUCGACCAAUGGUUGUAAAGCCUUCUUGUUCUUCUUGCGCAUGUGGCCCUGGUGGUGACGAUGAGUACUGCUGUCCGAGGUGGCCCCGGAGUCGGCGGCAGGAUGAGGAUAUUGGGCGAUACGGUAGACCAUAUACUGAAAAACCAUGACACAGCUCACAUCCUUGAUGAUACGAGAGAUGAGACAAGGACCCCGCUUGUUGUUCAGGUAGAACCCUAUGAGCCGGUCAACCAGGAGUUUUUGCGACUGCGACAUGAAAGGCUGGAACUUGACUUCCGACACCUUGAUGUCGCGUCGGCGGCUGACAUCCCAGAAGCAAGAGGUGCUACAGAACUCGUCGUCGGCCAAUAUGUUUCUUGUCGGCUGGCUCGCCGCUGCUGCGCGACUGUCCCCGGCAACAUCGCCGUUGGACUGCCGGCCGAUCAAGUUUGGGAGCGUUUGAGACGGGUCGACACAAAACACUCCACAUACAUGCUUGGUAGCGGCAGUGGCAUGAUGGUGGUGAUCGUCGUGUUUGUUGCGAAUGGGCAGGGCCAUGAAUUUGCGCAGAUUAUGGUCUUGCUCCUCGUCGUUGAUAAAGGCCUUGAGCUCUUCGGCACCUUCUUUUGUCCCGUGAUCGUCCUCGAUAGGGUCCUCGUACGACCCGUGAUCGGGACAGCGGUGACGGAAGCAAAUGACACAAAGACCCGGGGUCGUCUUGGUCAUAGCUUGUGGAUCUUCAUAUCGCGGCUGCAGAAGUCCGCCCAGCGCAACGUGCCAUAGACUGACGCCACUCACCCGGUGGAAGGCAUGGGCAACCAGUCCGGCGAAAGCAAGACUUCGGUCGUCCGGUUUAGGGAGCUUAUUGAACGUCUCGCUGAAGUGGAUACACCUACUUUCAGGGUCGGCAAGCUCACACGUCCUGCACCGUCGCAUCUGCUCCUCCCUCCAGGCCUUCGCCGACUCGGGCGACCAGUCAUAGUACCCGACCAACUCGCGGCCCGGAUCGAACCGAUCUUGAGUGAAAAAGUAAAGCACGUCGGUGUUACGGAUGCCCAAGGACGAAAAGAUUCGCUUGGCCCACGGUUUCCACAGCCACACCAAUUCUUGACAGUCUCGCUGAGACUUUAAGCUGGGAUAGUUGUUUUUGAACCGUUGCUCCAAUUCGAAGUACUUUUCGGUCGCGUCGGGAUCCUGCACCUCGUCUUCGGCGUCAUACGGUCGAUAUUUGGCCGUCCGAUAGUUGGGCGCGAGAAAGCUGGACGAUAUGCGGCCUAUGGACUUGUAUUUCGGGAGCAGGGUCGCCUCCGUGUAGAACGGACGUUCGGGGACUCGCACGGCCGUCAGCUUCUUGUUAUGAAAGCGUUCGUGCGGCUUAUGCCCAUGCACAUGCCCAGCUUGGGCGAUCUCCGACCCAGGUUUCACGCCGCCAGCGCCUGCAGCAGACUUUCUCCGUUGCUCCAUAACGGCUCGAAACGGGUCCUUGGCUGAUGGGUCGAGUCUAGGCCUGUGGCAUGUCCUCGCGUCAAUGGUCGCUUGUCUCAACUCGGCUUGAACAAACAUUUCUUGCCACGCCUGGAGUUGCUUCUGCGCGCUCUCGACCAGUGCCUCGAUCUUUUCGACCUCGGCUUCUAUCCUGAUGUCAAGGAGGCCGGUUUCCGGCAUAUCGGAUGUGUCGCUGUCGUCACUGAGUAGUGGAUCACUUUGUUCGCUGCUGCUCAAAUCUGAGAUAUCGUGCAUGACUCUGGGGGUUUCUUCGUCUAGUGGCGUGGUACUGUUCGUCUUCCUCGGGCUUGUAGUCGUACAAAAGACAUCCUUUGGUUCCAACCGUGCGGUGGAGCUUCGAGGAUUUGGGAUUGCGUCUGCGCGGACCACAGAUCCGCUGGGCUGAACAUCAUUCGAACUACCUUCGUGCUGCGAAACGAUCUUGGCGAAAUCACUGGUCGACAGGAACUUCAACUUGACUAUCAGCGACCGGCGCCCGGUCGUUGCUGGAGCUCUUGAAUGCGGCAUCGUUUGCAAAAGGUCAGCUGGUUUGACGGCUUGGCUAGAUCGAGUUCGUUCAGUAGACGUAUUAGACCCGCCUUGAGCGGACUGAAGCGGCUGUGCGGGGUGGAUGACCUCGUGCGGCAUUGCGGACUGUGAAGUGCCUUGGGUGGCGGGCGCUUGCUGCGGUGAAUCUGUCGUCUUAGUUGUAGAAUAGACGCAGUCACGGUCCCCUCCUUGCUUGCAAGGUCCACAGGGUCGAGCACCAUCGCAAUUAAGCCUGACACGAUUACAAUUGACACAAGCCGAAGAACUGCCAGGAGCAGUUGAAGGACUCCGAGUCAGUUUCGGCAGUGUCGGCGGGGAUUUGGCGCGUUUCGUUCCCAUAACAUCCGUCGUACCUCCUGUUGGUGUUCGCGGUCGUGCAGCACUGGCAUCGUGUAUACUAUGUCCGGUUGUUGUGGGAAAAGUUCGAAACACGACUCUGGAGCCGCUUUGCGGCGGUGAGUGGUACUCGUUCACUGACGCGACUAGGGGCCUCUGCCGAAGACCGCCGGGAAUGCUACCGGACUGGCUUGAGGGUCGCUGAUUUCUGAUGAAGCUAGGCGAUUGUAGAUUGUUGGGCAGAUAUGCAGCGCUGUUGUUUGCUGCCGGCGCCGCCGGGUUGGGAGAGCUCAGGCCGGAUGACGCGUCCAGUCGAAGCACUUGCGGGAUCUCUGGCCUCACGUACGGUGAACUAGUAGUUGGUGGAUAGAAUGGCGCAUUUCGUUUCGUGGUCGACGAUGAUGAUGGCGGAUCC